AGGGCGGGCGGCUGGGUGCGGAGGAAAGCGCCCGCACCUGGCUCGGCGCCCCGCCUCUCUGCCCGGCGCCCUGCGCUCUGCGCGGCGGUUGGGGCGGUUGGAGGAGGCGGGCGAUCGCGGAGCCCGGCGGCGCCUGCAGGAGGCGGCGGGAGGAAAUGCCUACAUAAAAAAAAAAAGGGACGGCAGCUGGAUCAGUGUUUCACUGCUGAACCAGUUCCUCAGGUGUCCUGGUUCUGGUGAUUGCUAUGGGAGAUUGGAUGACAGUUACAGACCCAGCUUUGUCUUCAGAAAGCAAAAUUACUUCUCAAUAUACCUCAGAAACCAAGAUGUCUCCAUCAAGCUUAUACUCGCAGCAAGUGCUGUGUUCUUCAAUACCUUUAUCAAAAAAUGUGCACAGUUUUUUCAGUGCCUUCUGCACAGAAGAGAAUAUUGAACAGAGUAUUUCCUAUCUUGAUCAGGAAUUGACUACAUUCGGUUUUCCUUCAUUAUAUGAAGACUCCAAAGGUAAAGAGACAAAGAGAGGAUUAAAUGUAGUUGCUGUCUUAAAUUGUAUGAAUGAGCUACUCAUACUACAGCGCAAGAACCUUCUAGCUCAGGAAAAUGUGGAAACACAGAAUCUGAAACUGGGAAGUGAUAUGGGUCAUCUGCAGAACUGCUAUGCAAAACUUAAGGAACAACUGGAAACCUCCAGGAGAGAAAUGAGUGGACUUCAGGAAAGAGACAGACAGUUACAAUGCAAGAACCGGAAUCUGCACCAGCUACUAAAAAAUGAGAAAGAUGAGGUACAAAAAUUGCAAAAUAUCAUUGCAAGUCGAGCUACUCAGUAUAAUCAUGAUAUGAAGAGAAAAGAGCGUGAAUAUAAUAAACUAAAGGAACGUCUGCAUCAACUUGUUAUGAACAAGAAAGAUAAAAAAAUAGCUAUGGAAAUUCUCAAUUAUGUGGGGAGAGCUGAUGGGAAGAGGGGCUCCUGGAGGACUGAUAAAACUGAAGCCAGGAAUGAAGAUGAGAUGUAUACAAUUCUCUUGAGUGAUUAUGAAUAUCGUCAGAAACAAAUCCUAAUGGAAAAUGCCGAACUCAAGAAGGUUCUUCAACAAAUGAAAAAAGAAAUGAUUUCUCUUCUCUCUCCUCAAAAGCAGAGACCUAGGGAAAGAACAGAUGAUAACACAGGAACUGCGCUCUCUGAUGUUGAAGAAGAUGCCGGGGAAAUGAACAGAGAGAGUAUUUGGGAUCUUUCCUGUGAAACUGUGAGAGAGCAGCUUACAAACAGCAUCAGGAAACAGUGGAGAAUUUUGAAAAGUCAUGUGGAAAAACUUGAUAACCAAGUUUCAAAGGUUCACCUAGAAGGUGUUAAUGACGAAGAUGUAAUAUCACGGCAAGACCACGAGCAAGAAACGGAAAAACUGGAGGUAGAAAUUCAGCAGUGUAAGGAAAUGAUCAAAACUCAGCAGCAACUUUUACAGCAGCAGCUUGCUACGGCAUGUGAUGAUGAUACCUCUUCAUUGCUACGGGACUGUUAUUUGUUGGAAGAAAAGGAACGCCUUAAAGAAGAAUGGUCCCUGCUAAAAGAGCAAAAGAAGAAUUUUGAGAAAGAAAGACGCAGCUUCAUAGAAGCAGCCAUUCGCCUAGGGUUGGAGAGAAAGGCAUUUGAAGAAGAAAGAGCCAUUUGGUUAAAGCAGCAGUUUUUAAGUAUGACUAACUUUGACCUCCAGAACUCAGAAAAUGUGAAACUUUUCAGUGCCUUCUCAGGAAGUUCUGAUCGGGACAAUCACACAGUGCACUCGAGGCCACGGGCAAGGAAGCCUCACAGUGUAGCUAACGGGUCUCCAAAUUGCACAUCUAAACUUACUAAAUCUCUUCCGGCUUCUCCUUCUACUUCAGACUUCUGCCAGACACGUUCCUGUGUAUCUGAACAUAGUAGUUCAAUCAAUAUACUGAAUAUAACUCCUGAAGAAACUAAACCAAAUCAGGUUGGAAGAGAAUGUACAAAUCUAAAAUGGAGUGUGGCAUCAAGACCUGCAUCACAAGAAGGUUGCUACAAUGGGCGCUCUUUGACCUACGCAAACUCACACAUACACAAAGACAAUCUACCUUAGACGUCAGAACUGGAAUGUUUUCUUCUUAACAUGUUCAUCAGAUUUCACAUCUAAGUUGAAAACAGGGUGUGUCAUAAAGUCAGUCAUCUCUGAUAAUUUACGAUGGUCUGAGUUGUUUGUUUGGAAGAUUUCUGUGUCCUCCCCCAAAGAGCUAAAUGUUAAAUCUAUUUAAAAGGAUAUAAAAGCUUUGGAUAUGUAUUUUUAGUAACAGAAGCAUCUAGUUCUGUGAAAGGAAUGUACAGAUAUUUGGUUGGGAACAAAAGCACUUGAAUGAGUUUCCUCUUCUAGGUAUAAAAAGAAAUAGCACUUUUAGGAAACUGAUUAUUGUAAAUGUUUAAUUUUUGUCUUAUAUAUAGUGAGCAUUGGAAGUUUAGCCUUUACUUGAAUGGAUACUGUAGAUUUUUAACAAAGCAAGUUCUAUAUUUAUUAUGUUUAGUGUGAUUUGAAAUUACCUCUUUCAUAUGUUUUAAAUAAAGUGAAGUGUAUGUUUUGUACAUAGAUAUUAUACAUGAUUAUGUUAAGAGGCUUUAAGAUUUUAAAAUGUCACACAUCUAUUAGUGUUUCAUGCCAAUAAAAUUUUUUUAGUGGA
Molecule: messenger RNA, 2682 nt
Organism: Erinaceus europaeus (western European hedgehog)
Lineage: Eukaryota; Metazoa; Chordata; Mammalia; Eulipotyphla; Erinaceidae
Gene: SSX2IP
Product: SSX family member 2 interacting protein
Exons: 14
Coding region: 246-2093 (615 amino acids)
Source: RefSeq, a predicted model, not a curated record